This is a messenger RNA of Amphimedon queenslandica, 719 nucleotides long. RefSeq lists its product as uncharacterized. The transcript is spliced from 3 exons. The record is from RefSeq and is a predicted model, not a curated record. The annotation marks the transcript as partial. Lineage: Eukaryota; Metazoa; Porifera; Demospongiae; Haplosclerida; Niphatidae.
UUAUUAAGAAGUAAUGCUAAUCCUCAAUAUUGCAAUGAUAGCACUUCAGCAAUCACAAACUGCUCAUUGUUGCCAAGUACUAGUAGCGCUGAGAUAACAAUGUCUUCACUGCAUACUUCCAUAACAAGUUCACAGUCUUUGCUGUACACAAGCAGCAGCACUUCAAAGGAAUACUUCCAUACUACUACUAAUUCCAUUGAAGGUAAAACUUCAUCAUCGCUAAUUCCUUCUCAUAGUACUUCUCCUACAAUACAAGCUUCUUCUCCUAUAAUACAAGCUUUUUCUACAGCAACUACAGUAUCUUCUACAGCAAAUGCAAUAUCUCCUACAGGAGCUACAAUAUCUCCUACAGCUCUAAGCAAUGGGGGAACUUCAACUCAAUUCUUUUUCAUUUUAGGUGUAUCAGUUGCUGCACUUCUAAUCAUCAUCAUUGUCUUUUUACUUGUCUUAAUUUUCCUGUUUGGCUACAAGUGCAUUAAGAGAUGUCGUAGUGAAAGACUUGCCAAUAAGACGAUAGUAGACUCUGCUAGAAAUACAACUGGACAAAAUCCUCAUAUAUCAACGGGUGUCAAUCCUUCAUAUCAUCAACACUCAAUCAUUACUGCAGCUGGCCCUACAUGCAACACAGGGAGAGAGGAAGGGAGUCAAAUGAAAGAGGGACAACAGAAUUAUGAAUUGGUUGAUAGCAAUAAAUAUGAUGACAUUCAUGUUUAUUUUCA